AUGGGUUACACAUUCGACUUCAUCGAGGGUGAAAUGUGGGAAAAAUCGCCUUUCAGCAUCCUGGACUUCACCAAACAGCGAAAAAGAUGGUAUCAAGGAGUGCUUCUGGUGGUCCAUUCCAAAGAACUUCCAUGGUCCAAACGAAUUUUUCUCGCCUGUCAGGUGUACAACUACAUCUUUCUGCCUCUUCUCACAUCAAACAUACUGUUCUCCAGCGUAUACCCCGUACCGUAUCCAGCAUUCAUAGACUACGUUUCGUCGUUUAUAACGGCAGUGAGCGUCUACAUGUUCAUUUUCGGUGUGAUCAAAUCGGUGGAUGUUAAGAGGGUAGGCCUCGUACGGUUCGCGGCGUGUUUAUGUAGCAUAGUUUUCGUCAUACCGAUCAAUGUGCUCUUAGAAAACAUUGCUUCCGUUUGGAGCAUUAUCGGUAAAAAGCAUCAGUUCGACAUAGUGGACAAAAAGAUUAAAUUAAUGAUUAACUAA
Messenger RNA from Agrilus planipennis (emerald ash borer), 483 nucleotides. Its product is annotated as beta-1,4-mannosyltransferase egh-like. Lineage: Eukaryota; Metazoa; Arthropoda; Insecta; Coleoptera; Buprestidae. The record is from RefSeq and is a predicted model, not a curated record. The transcript has a single exon. Bases 1 to 483 code for a protein of 160 amino acids. Gene Ontology annotation, molecular function: beta-1,4-mannosyltransferase activity. Gene Ontology annotation, cellular component: cytoplasm.